AAAAAAAUGUAGUUGAAAAAAUAAAAAAUAAAAGAGUGAAAUUUAUUCUGAUGUUUGUUUCUGUAUUAUGAUUCUGUUGUGAACUGUAUAAAAUUCCUGAUAUAUUUAUGUUGAUGCCAGUAUAUUCACCAAUCAUAAUAAUAGCUAAAUUGUGAAGCCAACAAGCUUGUUUAAUAACAUAAAUACAGCAUUAUUUGAUUUUUUAGCUAAUAAAAACACAGUUGUUCAAAGUGAACUGUGUUCCGAUGUCAUUCUCAAGCAAAAUAAUUGAGAAUUAUUAAUAAAGAAUAUUGCAAGAUAAGGUAAAGGAAGUCAAUGUCAUAUUUAUCAUGUACAAAUAUUAUAUACUUUUCCCAAUGCAAAUGUUAACAAUAGAGAUUUUAAAAUUCCACUCGACUAUGAGAAAGGAUUCAUAAACAGUUGUCAUUUAGUUAUUCUAUUGAAAAAAAUCAUAUUGAUUUUGAUCACAUGGGACUAAGGCAAAAGCAAGUGACUUCAUUGAGAAACUUAAUCCCAGGCCACAUGAAUUAAGUUCAAAUUGGCAUGGAGAAUAUUUCAUAGCAAAAAUAUAGGUAACUGGUUGUCGUAAGAGUAUAGAUUUAUAAAGAGAGAAAAUAUGAGUGGAAAAGAGAGUAGGAGAAUGCUCUUAUUAGAAUACCAUCUUCGAUUUCACUCGAAUAGUAAUACUUUAGUCUCUAUUUUAUUUUGAUAUGAUAGUCUGAAACAUGUUGAUUUUCUAUUAGCAGAAAAAUUAAUUUUUCAAAUGUAAGGCCUAUUUAGAAAUAUUGAAAACUUAGAUGGAAUCAUUAUCAAUUUUGCUAUUGAAAACUUGACUAAUAUGCUCAAAAGAUGCACCAAAGAUACAUUUAGUACAAAUGAGUGAAAAAGUGAGAAUUUAUUUCCAUGCGUAAGUCUACUAAAACUAAACCCACUACACAAUACAUAAUGUUUAUGUAGUGAAAACCUUUGACAAUAUGAAGGUGAUUCUAUUUGAAAAGAUAGACAGACGUACAUUGUAACAUGACACUAGUGAAAACAUACAGAAAACAAUGGAUUGUUGUCAUCAAGACAAAGUUGAAUACACUUUCCAGAAACCAAUAUACCUAUCAAUCAUCAGAUUGAACGAAAUGAUUGAUGAAGUAUAGUUAUCCGAGAGUGGGUCGUGCUUAGAAUAUUCCGGAGAAUAGUUGUACUUAAAGGUGAUUUAAGUGGAAUAUGACAUAAAUUCCAACUCAAUUGGUAAAUUCAAAAAUAAAAUUUAUUGAAGAAAAUUACUAUUCAAAACGAUAUUAAACUGUUUAAUUGAUAAUAACAUUUAUAUUUGAAAUUAUUAUUUGCUUGUUGCAAUAUGAAAUGAUCCAAACAUUUAUAAUGGGGUUGAUCUAAAGAAAAAUUGACAAUAUCAAACGACAUGAGUGCUGCUAGAUUCUCAUAAUUUCAUUUAAGCUAUGAUUUAUUAAAUGAACUCUAGUAACAUUUGACACAAUCAAACACUCGAAAACAAGUUUUCUGAUAACAUAAUGAUUGACGCAAAACAAAUUUUAGAAUGAGAGAGACUGACAAUGAUACAUUUGUAGAACAAUGGGCGAUGAUGUAAAUAAAUUCUAUAUAAAGAAGUCAAACAAUUACAAAGAUAUCUUGUUUCCCAAAUGAAAAACAUAUGUAGGAAUGAAGAACUACUGGAACUCAUUCUAGCAUUAGUAUAGAGAGCGUGCAAGGUGGUUUUUGUAGACAAGAUGUUAUUAUGAGUUACAUGAGAUAAUAUACAAUUUAUUAUUUUUAAAAAUCUGUUUUGGAUAUAUUUCCUUCUUAGGUUUGCCAAAAAUGUAUUACAAUAUUUAGUAUGACCACUUCUCUCAGUGGAAUAAAUCAAAGCAACAUCAAAUACGUAGUUUGCCAACAAUUUCCAAGUCUCGUUUUUGUGAACCGACUGGUCUAAAUUCACAAUAUAUGUCUUACUUAUAUGUCACUAUUUUAAUCAUUCAGGCACUUAAUAUUGCCGAUGUGAAUUGACUACUAAAGUUUCAAAUUUUGGUAGAAUAUUAUUCAGUUAUAACUUUUGUCAAAUGAACAACUGUUUAUCAACACAAUAAAAGUAAGGUCUUAAUUUUAAUAAAUAUUACUCAAACAUAAGAGACGAGACAUUCUUGCGAAAGAGCAAAAUGGAGGUCACCGAAAAUCCUCAUCAUUUGGAUCCAUAUGAAAUACAUCAAGAGAACAUGCAGAGACUGAAAGUUUUGACAACUGUGAGUAACUCAAGUCGCUCAGCUCCGAAUUCUCCCAUGCUAAGAAGAGCAACAGCAAAUGACAAACUGGAAGGAAAAAAAAGCAAUCUUCUCUCACCAAUGCUACCUCGUAAAAAUGCACAAAUCUCAGAAGAGAGCAGAUCAAGAAGUUUGACCCAUCUUUCAAAAAGUGAUGGAACAAGAAGUAGAAGUAUUUCACCAAGUCUGAAGAAUUUAUCACCGAAUGAAUCACCAAUAGGCUCUCCAAUGACUGUCAGUGAUCGAAUCAUUCGAACACAUUUCCUCAGCAAUACAACUGGAAAACCGGGAAGUUACUUACUGAAAAAAUCUGAUGAUAUUGUCAAACAGAAGGGAAGUCCAACUGGCUCUCCACAAAUGCUGGCAAGUCCCAGUUUAGAAAGAAGAUAUUUGAGUCCAAACAUUCCCAGAAAAUUACCCCCAUUAAACAAUGAAGGUUCAAACAAGCUCUCAAUCCAAGUAAAACCUCCAGCAACAAUUGUAAUUUCUCCAGCAACUGAGGAGUCCAACAAUAUGAUCGCAAAUCCGAACAUUAAGAAUGUUGAGCAAGUGCAAACAACAACAAUUUCAAAAAAAGAGAACAAAAAAUCAGCAUUGACUGCAAAGCAAAAUGAAGAUUUAUCCAGUAUAAAGGCAAAUAGGCAAUUUGCAAAUGAAGACGACAGUGGCCCUCCACCCAUUUCAGAUAUUCGCAAAAGUAUUGGAGAGACUCUUUUAAAACCUAAAGUGUCUAAUGAGACGACAGAAACUAAAAAGAUACCCAGUACUAAAGCAAAAAUAUUAAAGGAAAAUGGCCCAUCAAAAACUAUCAGCAAUUCAAAAACAAAAGAAAGUGAAUCCAAACAAAGAAAACAUCGCUAUAUUAAAUACGGCAAUACAAACAAAAGUCCAGGUUUCUUAUCUCCUCCCACUGAACCAAGAGGGAGCAAAGAUCUAUCAGCAGCAAUGGAAAAUAUAUACAAAGGGAGAGAUAGAAGGGUCUUCGAAGAUUUAGAACAUCUGGAAGAAGUGAGUGUUGGAACAAGUGAUGAAGAUCAUGGGGAACAUUUAUCUAUAUCUGCAGAAGAAUUGAGAGAAUCUUCAGCAGGGGGUGUUCCACAAGUGUUCACAAUGCCUCCAGUUUUCGACAAUAUACCCAAACAACUACAAGUUCGAGACUACAGCAUACCAAUGUCUCUGGAAGACAUGGCACUUACAGAAGAAGAAUGGGAAAACAUGAAGCAAUGUAGAUAUUUACGUGUAGGAGAAAAUGCAGAAGAAGAUGAAGAGGAAGAAGAACUUACAUUUUCAGAUGAUGAUGAAGAAAGUGAAGAAGAAGAGCAAAUGAUAAGUUAGACAGAAUAUGUCCAAAUAUUUAAUGAGACAAUGAGACUUAUUUUGCUCAUAUGUUACAGCAUUAAACAUUCAAAAUUUCAUGAUUACCAAAUCAAUUUCUUUUGUAGUAGCUGAUUGUUAUUGUCAAUUUCAUUUGCAACUAAAUAACAGUUGUACAUCAGUCACAAACCUAUUACUCUUAAUGAUUUUCCUUUUUAAAUAUCGCAUUACAUUGAUAUUUUGUAUAUUAUUUCAGUUUUUCAUUUUGAAAAAUAAAACAAUUGCGAUAAGUAUUACUUGAACAAGCAUUACUCUUAUGCAUAAUGAUUCUUUACUUAUUUGUCAUAAUUUAUGCUUACAUUUCAUAUUAUAUCCUUUAUAAGAAAUCCCCCAGCAAAAUAUAAAUAAACACCUAUUAUCUUUAAACAGCAUUAUUUUUGUUUUGAUAUUUGUCGAUUGUUUCCUAAUUAAUAAAGACUAA
Styela clava is the source of this 4059-nucleotide messenger RNA. RefSeq lists its product as uncharacterized. The record is from RefSeq and is a predicted model, not a curated record. Lineage: Eukaryota; Metazoa; Chordata; Ascidiacea; Stolidobranchia; Styelidae.